Messenger RNA from Athalia rosae (coleseed sawfly), 8760 nucleotides. RefSeq names its product probable Rho GTPase-activating protein CG5521. Gene Ontology annotation, biological process: positive regulation of GTPase activity; regulation of small GTPase mediated signal transduction. Gene Ontology annotation, cellular component: nucleus; cytoplasm. NCBI's taxonomy places the organism in Eukaryota, Metazoa, Arthropoda, Insecta, Hymenoptera, Athaliidae. The coding region runs from base 200 to 5953 and encodes 1917 amino acids. Gene Ontology annotation, molecular function: GTPase activator activity. The record is from RefSeq and is a predicted model, not a curated record. The transcript has 30 exons.
AGAUGGCCGUUAUGUACAUCUGAUUAGUACAGGAAUUUGAUCGCGACACAUUGUAUCUGUUAAACUUGGAAUUCGAUCUGUCAGUUCUCUAAGCAUAUAAACCGUAGCAAAGGGUAUUGGGUGUAACUGAUGAAGAAUAUUUGCAGUUUACUUGAUGAUAGUAUCUCCCCGCGGGUCUGCCGGCGACUCGCAUUAAACAAUGUUCAGCAAAAAACUUCACGUAGACGUCAAAAAGUCAACGCUCAAGAUACAGGAUGUAAAAAAAGACAGCGCGACGCGGUUUAAACACCUCAAAAUAGUACUUGAAAAUGUAGACACAGAUGAAGCAAAGGGUUUCUUCGAGGGAAACUUCAGCCAUGUCUAUUUCAUACUGUAUGAUUGUUUCGUAUCUGCAGAAGUGAAUUUGCGCCAAAAAGAACUUUCUUUCCAUCUUGUUCACAAGGCGCACAGGGAAGAGCUGGAGCAAGUCUUGCAACUCUUGGAGAAGAUCCUGACCCUUCUUCCGGAACUUUUGAAUCGAAGAUGGCAGUGUCAUAGUCUAGCUAGGAUUCUGAGAAAAUUGUUACACCCUGGAAACAGCUGGAAGUUACGCCGUCAAGCCAUCAGAUAUUUCAUACUGUGGUACCAAGCUCUUGGAGACAAUGCACCAGAUCACAUCCAUCAGAUGUUUGCAUGCCUGGUGCCAGGGUUUCCACCCAGUCAGCCAUCGCCUUACAAAAUAGACCGAAAAACAGAAAACAAAAAAGAUAAGCCUACAAAAUCAGCUAGCUACGAUGACAAAGAAAAAAGAGAAUUCUAUGACACGCAAUUAGGACAAAGUAUGUUCCAUGAUAGUGGAGUGACACAAGGACCUGUUAGUCUGGUUGAUAGUGGGCCAAUCCUGCCACCCCAAAGUGGUGAAAAACCUCUAGACAAUGAAACCGUUAGAUUUCUCGAUGCUCUUCUUGAUUUCAUGGUUAGCCAGGUUGUCAAAGUUGAAUGGCGGGACAAGAAUACGAGACAACACAAGGCCUUUCAGUUUCUGUUGGAACGGUUCAAAGUGGCUUAUCUCAGGCAUAUUUGCCCUGAGUUCAAUGAUCAUUUUUCUCUAUAUAAACCCAACUUAGAAUUGCCUAGGAUGCGAAAGCCCUCGCCGAAUCAAGGCCAGGAUGUUUAUGCCCUCUGUAAAGUUACCCUCAUAAAAUGGAUAGCCAAAUACACUCAUGUCACAAAAAAAGAUGGACAACUUUUACAUCAUUCUCCAAGCACAACGACGAACGAAGAAAAUUCAGAACAAGAUCUCCGACGUGUAUCUGUCAUUCAAAAUUUAGCCGAUCCGAAUUCCUUAUCUCCAGAUGUAGUGUCGCAGCAUGAAAGCCAAGAAGAUAGUACAAUGUUAGCAAUAACUUUGGUACGAGAAGUCCUUUACGGUAACAGGGACAAUGUGAACUUUGUACACGAACUUUACCGACAAGCUUUUUUACUGGAUUUCACUCAUGCUGGUGCUAUUAGAAAAGCUAUCGCCGUAUAUAAAGAUUGGAUACAGAUGAAUGAAUUGCCGCCAUUUAUGCUGGAACCUUUGGAUGGUUAUAAAGAUCGAGAUAUAGAAGAAAAUCAAAAAAAAGAAUGUCUCAUAAAUGAUCGCAGUCCACCAGAAAGCUACAGGCAAACUCGGCUGAGAAAUGAUUCGUAUCUCGGAGCCAUUCACAGGGAAAACUUGUUCGUCAGAGCUGGAUUACAAAAUGUGUUGCAAGUUUUUGUAACCCAAGCUUCAAACGUAUUUUUCCUAGAAACACCUGGCGGUAAUGAGGCAGAGACUCUUUUGGAGGAACAAACAGAUAGCUGCAAGCGAGUGCUAAAUGUUUACCGCCACGUUGUCAUGCAAGUUAGAUUGGAACCUGCCACUUGGGAACAAUUACUUCGAGUAUUACUCCAAAUCACUUCUUUGGUACUAAGUGAAAGAACAUCCCGUAGAAAGCAGCAAGAAAGUAUCGGUGGAAAACUGGCACCAGCUAUUUUUCAGACGUUGAUAGUCACUUGGAUAAAGGCCAAUCUAAAUGUGGUUAUUUCUACCCAGCUUUGGGACCAAUUUCUGACUGUUCUAACCUCUCUGACACAAUGGGAAGAGCUCAUACGGGAAUGGGCUAAAACCUUGGACACUUUAACUAGAGUACUAGCCAGACACGUUUAUAAUCUUGAUUUGAACGACUUGCCAUUAGAUCGACUCAGCGAGCAGAAAUCUAAGAAACGUCGUGGUAUAGGCAGCCGUGCUGCUUCCACAGGGAGUGUUCAGCCUCCUAGAAGAGGAAGCGUUGAUCAAGAGACAGAAACUACAUCAAAGGACAAUGCCACUGACCAUCCCAUGCGAGACCUUAGAAAAAUCCGUCCGAUGCCACGAAGUGCUAGUGACAAUGUCAUAUACAAUGGGAAGACAAGAAUCAAACUUCACAGACAUCGUCCACACACUACACAUUCCGGAGUCCCUGUACUCCCCCUGUCAAUAGAGCAGGAUAUGGCAAGGCUACUGUCUACAACUAAUGCUGCAUCGGCAAUAGCAAAAAUGUUACCAAACAGGCGAACUAAAUCUUUGGAAAGUGUCAUUGUGGUGGAAAGUGAACCUCCAUCACCUCGCUGCCCUUCACCUACACCUAGCAGCGGUGUGGACAGCAACAAGGAUAGUCCGAUACAAAUAGAAAAUAUUGAUGGCAACAGCAUCGACACAAGUGAUGUUUCUGAAAGAAGAUCUGUCAUGGCUGGAGGUGGAGUUCCUGGAUGGCUACCGGAUGUUGCUGUGGCACUGUGGAGACGCAUGUUGUCCGCUUUAGGGGAUGUAAAUAAUAUUCAGGAUCCGGCGCUCCAUGGACAAGUCAUGGACUACCUUGUACAGCUGACACAUACAUUGAUCAAAAUUCGUUUAAACCAAGGAGUUUCUGGUGACAAUCAAGGUACUCCACCCGCUCCAGAGCUCAUUCCCCCAUUGACUAUAAUCGCUCCAUGGUGCUUCAGGGCAAUACAACUUCCUCAACAAUACGAGGUUGGCCGGUUAGCCGCAUAUCGUCUGAUUUGUCUUUUAACUGUUCAGCCGAUGGAUAUAUCUGUACCCAAAUCACAUUUAACCCUGUUCUACCGUGCUGUGCAUAAUGGAAUAAUCAGCAAUGAUGUUAAAGUUCUCCACACACUUGUCAAGUAUACAGGACCCAGAUUAUUCAGUUUAAAUUUACCUGGAUCUAGCCUCCUAAUCCUCGACUACAUCCAUGCAGCGAAUGUGAUACUAAACAGCAAUGAUGUUGAAGCACCCAGAACAGAAGCGGUUUCAAUACUAGGUUCGCUACUAUCACUGCCUACAACAGUUGCCAAACUUCCAGUAUUACAACCUAAUGGGAAUGACAUAGUGACAGUAACGUGUCCAGAUGCUAAGGAACAUAUUGUGACAAUACUACUGAGGAGCUGUCGCCGAGAGCCAACAGGUGUGGCAAGAUGCGUCGCACUUUCCAGCAUCGGUAUGUUUGUGUACAGAGAAUUGUCUUAUAAAACUCAACAUACCAGAGUGCCCGAAGCUGUUACUGUACUCCUUUUAGCAUUGAGGAGAACACAGGUGGCUGGACGGCGCAAGGACGGGCUCAAUUUCCCCCUGCUAGAUAAGGCAAGCCAUGCAACAGUGAGUCAAAUGGCUUGUGAUGCUCUCCUCUUGCUCUGUGACCGGGCAGAAGUUUUGCUGGAUCUGUAUCCGAACAUUCCAGCCAAAAUUAUCCAGGUUCUAGCAGAGACUCUUGGUCGUAUGACCGGUCGCGAAAGACGAAGUGCUUUAGCGACUUCCAUGUUAUUCUGUCUCGGCGAAUGGGCUAUGCAGCUGGGACCAUCGGUGCUACUACAACCAUUCCAAGGGAGCCCCUUGCUUUUGACGUUAUUCACAGUACUAGACAAUAUUAUGCAGAAUAAAAUAACCACGGAUAUUCAAGACUCGGCAAAGUGUUAUCAGCAUGACUCUGAUGAUUUUGAUUUUGAGAUAUCGCAUGAUAAUUUGGUGGACGAAGUUGGCGUGAAAUCUCCUAGACGAGGACACGUUCAGGCUGUACAGCUUGCUGCUCGAAUGGUACUAAUGCAUCUUGUAAAUCACCUGGGACACUUUCCUAUGGGGAUUGGUGCCGCACGUCUCUCAUCUCUUGUCGUUGAAUUGGACGACGUUCCAGGAAUAGAUAGCGACGAAUUAUCUUCUGCUGUUUUCCAAGCUCCCAACAUACAACUUUUGAUGCUUUCCAAUUCUAUUAUACUGUCGUUAGUAGAAUUGGUAGCAUUAGAUGUGCCAGGCGGUGGGGUGACAGCUGGUUUAACAACAGCACCCUCGACAGUUCGAGUUCUUCUGCGAGACUUGGCUGGCAAAGCAUCGUGGGAUAGUUCCAUACUAUAUAGCCAACCUUCCAACGAUGAUGAUUUACCUGCACCGUUUGGCAAACCAGUUGACUGGUCCUCGAAAUCACAAAGAGAGGAUCUUAGCAGUGUGUUGCCUUUGCAGAGCAGUCCGCCACAACAUACGAUGCGUCAUCGCGAGCCUCAUGUUCUUCCAACUUUUGCCAAUGCUGCUAGUGAUAUGGACAACCUUGAUGAUCUCCUACAAUACAUAGGUCACACAAGUCCCGAGGUAUUGACUAAUCCAGAAGUUGCUUUAAAUGCGCCUGCAAAUUCGCCGCAGGGUCCUCAACUCGAAAGUGAAACCAUUGCUGCUAUUUUAGGUCAAAGAAAUAUGGAGAGAGAUCAUAUCAACAACUGGAAUCAGCAUAUCAGUAUGUGCGCAGCGGCGAUCAGCCCUCCGUCUUGCCGGCCACCACCUGCUCCAUUUCAUCAUUGUCGUCUUCUGUUUUCUCACCUUGGUCUUUCUGGAUGGGAGCAAAGAAGAAAAUUGCAUUUGCUUUCUAAAAAUGAGAAGCUACUGAGGGAAUUGAGAAACCUGGAUAAUCAGCGUUCUAGGGAAACACAUAAAAUGGCGGUGAUAUACGUGGGGCAAGGCCAGGAAGACAAGAAUUCGAUAUUGAAUAAUGUCACAGCCAGCAAAGAGUAUGAGAGUUUUGUCGCGAGACUUGCCUGGGAAAUUGAAUUAGAGUCUCAUACAGGUUUUCUUGGUGGAUUGGUACCUGGAAAGGCUAGUGGAGUCACUGCACCAUAUUUUGCGACAUCUUUCACCGAAGUUAUCUUUCACGUUGCUACAAGAAUGCCCUCCGAUAGUCCUGAGAGUCUUCUACAGAAGACAAGGCAUCUUGGUAACGAUGAAAUCCACAUUGUAUGGUCCGAGCACUGGAGAGAUUAUCGGAGAGACAUAAUUCCCACAGAGUUCUGUGACGUACUGAUCGUCAUUUAUCCUCUUCCAAAUAAACUUUUUAGGAUUCAAAUCUCAAGAAAGACAGAGAUUCCAUUUUUUGGACCACUCUUUGACGAAUCCAUUGUGGAAGAUAUAGUUCUCCCUGGUUUAGUCAGAGCCACAGCUUUAGCUGCAAGUAGAGCCAAGAGAUCGACCCUUACCUUAUAUCAGCAUUACUACGAAGAAAGAGCGAGAUCCUUGGAUACAGUGGUCCGAAAUCACAAAGAAGCUACAACUUUUGAAGAGUUUGCAGCUAAUGUUUAUUCCCCUGUACAGCCACCCAGUCCUUUUAGCAGCACCUCCUCCGUCACAGGUUCAAUGACGAGCGUCCAGUCCACCGCCUCUUCAAACCUGGCUGCUGCUUUAAUCGAUUCGCAUCACGGAAGACCCAGUCUUCGCAGCAGUUCAGCGGCAAGCAGCGACAAUAGAGCGAACAGAGUCUUGCAUAAUCUAUUGCGAGUUUCGGACGGGAGCAGAGUAUGGUUUAGCAGUGAUACAGCAGACAGCUCGGCCCUCCAUGGCAUAUCCCCAAGACCGGUAAAAAGAAUGUCCUUUAAAACUGGACCAAAGCAUAGAGGUACAUCUCAGGCCACUCCGCCGGAUAGUCCUAGAUACAAAUAGCAUGGUAACUCGCUGCCGUUAUACGAAUGAGAAGUCCUUUCCCAUUUACACACCGUGGAAUGAAGUGAACAAUAUUGAAAACCAGAAAAUUCGGUAGUGGUAAGUUUACAACUACGAUUACUAUACGGAUAGGUCUAUUUUCGUCAAGUUAAUUGCGCGUUGUCAGACGAAGUUAAAGAAUCCGCACUUUGAUAUCUUCCAACUUCAGAACUACCGAUGUACAUAGAACACAAUUUUUCUGCUGUAAAUUAUUACGAGGUUUGAUGGUUAUUUAUAAAGUCGGAAGAAUGUUUCAAAUGGAUGGAUGCUGCUUUUUGAUUCAUGAAUUGUAAAUAAUUAAAGAGCUGUUGCCGUAAUCUAUGCACCGCUAUGAGAUGUCGGAGAUUGCAUACCGGAAAAAUUCAUGAUAGAUUUGAUGGUACAAUGUCUUCUCAAGAAAUAAAGACAUCUCAGCUUGUGAAAUGUUUAUCUCUGAAAUUCCAAAUUUCAUAUUGGUCAAUGAGUUUGAUAAAUGCAAUACAUAACGAUCGGACGAUGCUAUCUGGUUACUCAAAAAUAAUCAUCUAUCUCGUUUAAUCUAACAGUAUCAUAAAUGUGGUCUUUGAUUUGCAAAGUCUACACGAUUAUUCGGGAAAUAGUAACCGAAUGCUUCUUAAGCCGAAUUACUACGCACGGUGUAGUGAAUGUAUAUGUUAGGAAUUGAAACCCUUUAACAACUAUUUUCAAUUUUCCGUCCUUAGAUCUAAUUUAUUAUAGAUUAAUUAUUAUACGUCUAGUCUAUUCAUAAAUAUUUUGACCUGAUCAUAACUGAUUCGGGUGUAAGCGUUAAGAGUUUUUCUUUGAGAAUUGAAUUGUUGUUGAAUUCAGGUAAGAAUUAAAGUCGAUUUGGUCCAUGUCGCCGAUUUCAAAUAGACUUUAAUUACGCACGAAUGAUAUAGAUGUAUUCGGGUGAAGUUAACUCAUUUUGAUAAAGAUACAAUAAUUAAUUUGAUGUCAGCGGGUGUUUUCUAAUAUGUAUGUAUGUAAUAUAAUUACGUUUUUACAUAACAAGACUUACUGUUAUGGGCUUACAUCAGCAACAAUGCUACCAAUAAUCAAAGUAAGAUGCAAGUGUUUAUGGCAUUAACAUACUUUUUUUCGAGCUUAUUCUGUACGAUCUAUUAGAACCAAUUAUUUGUUAUAAAGUUAUAAAUUAUAGGUGUACUACGAUCUUUUCUAUGUCUAUUAUGGAAUCAGCAGAGUUAUCAGUUCGUUAUUAUAAAUCACGGCAAUAGAUACAGUUUGUGGAAGUAUAGGUAUUCACUUAUCUAAGUAAAUUAUUCCCUUUAUUGUCGGUAAUCCCUAGUGGACACACGCUUCUUGUUUGUCGGUACUCAUAAAAAUCUAUGCGUUGACGAAAUCAUAGAAAUAAGAAAUAAAAGGAACAUUUUGAACUUUGGAUUCACUUCGUUUUUAACAACCAAAGUACAAUGCUUAUCGUCGAAAUGAAUCGGGUAAAUUCACUUACAACAAACGUACCCAUUAGUAUUGUUCCAUCGAUGAACAAUGGAUAUACCUAUAAUCUACAUAUGUAUACAAAAUUUAAUAAUCAGCAGGCUGAAAUAUCUGGAAAUGCUUUCAACAUUCCCUGCUCACUGUUAUUUAUUAUAGAAUGCAACUCAGUAGCGGUUAAUAGUUAAAGUGGAAACUCUGAUUGUAGGUGAUACAUAGCAGUGCAUACAUACGUAUAUACAAUUUCCAUUUUCUCAAUUAUUCAAGCAAAAACCAAACUACUGUUUGCUCGACUCAUUUUUUUGAAAGAAUCAUUUUCCAUGUGAGUCAGCAUUGAAUAAUAUCACGUGCAUAAUCCUUUUGGAAGGUUUUAAGCGGCAUUCUUUAUCUGUAGUAACGAUGAAGCCUACUAAUGAUAGUACUUAAAUACAAAUUAAAAUAUACCAAUUAGCGAUUAAUUACUUAUAAUGAUGCUUAUGUACAAAUUUCGAAAGUAUUACAUGACUCUAAUGCUAUGUCGACUUUUAUAAUUGUAUGUCAUUAUUUCCGCAUGUGCUUGAAUAAUUGUAUCCGUUUGAAUUGUAAAUUGUCUACUAAUUAUCGAUGACCUAGUGUGAAUAUUACAUACCUACGAAGUUUUACGAUUCUAAUAAUCCUCUAUGAAAAGUUCUAACUUCUCAUUAAACUUCUCACACGCGUGUAGACAACCUUGCUAGUUACCGUGAUACUUUUACCGAAACAGUCACAAAGUUUAUUUAAAACUUGAUACAAUCAAUGUUUUCUACGUUACGAAUGAUAUACCUAAGUUGUUUUCUGAUCGAUAAUCUUAAAUUAUCGUGAUCUCUCAACUGAUGUCUAUGAACUUAUAAUUGUAAAGAGUGUAAGAUUUCUCUAUGCCAUGCAUGGACGAUUGCUAAAAUGUUCACAACUGAAGCAGCAUUGACAAAUUUUCCACUAAUUUAUAUUGUACAUAAAAAUAUUAAGAUAAUAAUCAAGAUAUUGCUUACUGAAAAAUGAUCAUUAUUUAUACUAGUUUAACUAUCUUCAUAAGUGUUCAAACAAUUAAUUUUUUUAGAUGCGUAUUGCAGUUCAUUAUCUCUCCUUAAAUCGUUAAUCAAUUUAAUGGUGGAGACUGAUGCUAUUAGCUACAGGUUUUAUUUGAUCGAAAACUAAUUUGUUGAAAUUUGAUAUUGAUUAUAUAUAUUAUAUAGGUAUAUUUAAUUUAUGUUCUCUAUAUUCUCAUGACCUAUGCAACUGAAUAAUUUCUGUACCAGCCCCAUGAAAUAAUUGCUGUAUAAAAGUUACAAUAUUAUAAA